This is a messenger RNA of Naegleria lovaniensis, 942 nucleotides long. RefSeq lists its product as uncharacterized. The transcript has a single exon. The record is from RefSeq and is a predicted model, not a curated record. The coding region runs from base 1 to 942 and encodes 313 amino acids. Lineage: Eukaryota; Heterolobosea; Eutetramitea; Acrasida; Naegleriidae.
AUGACAUCUCUUCUCUUCUACUCGUCCGAGUUGUUUCAUUCCGAUUUUAUGAAAAAAUUCAAAAAUUCAAAUGAAAUUCAUCACUCAUCAUUGGAUCAUUUUCUCAAAUCAAUUCUUCCUACUUUAUUUACCACUCCAAUCGGAUUAGAUUUAUAUCUGAUAGGAGAUGAAAUGGAAUUUUAUAACUUUUCACAAUUAUUGACCAAACAUUUUGGAGCACUUUUUGAAGCUCAACAAUUUCCAAAUGUGUUUUUAGGAAUUUUAGUGAAAAAUUCUACAAUGUUGCGAACGGGAUCAAUGAAUGCUGAAAGGACUGGAUUUUUAGUGGAAGCUCUUAGGAGAAUUCCAAAUUUGAAAGGAUGGAUGAUUUUACAUGAUCGAGAAAAUUCUAAUGAUUUAUUGCAACAUGCAGCUGUCAUGUUUCAACAUUUGGAUGCGAACAGUGAGAAUAGAGACAACAAGAGUCAACUUUUCAAGACCAAAACUCGUGACAUGAUUGCAGUUAUGAAGGCGAAUGUCAUUGUCAAUAAUUUUCCAAAUAUUCGAAAAAAUGUUAGAAUGAUUCAUUUUGAAAAAUUGAAUAACUAUUUGAACCACAACCAGCAUGAUGAUACGAGAAUCAAUACACAUGUAUUACCACCCUUUCCUACGUUAAAAAUUGAAAAUUUAAAUGUGGGAAGAAUUUGGUACGGAACUGUGAAAUAUUCAAAGAAACCUUUUUUAUAUUUUGCAAGUUAUCACGAGAUGGCGAUGAUAUUUAAUGAAUUGUUGUCCUCUCCCAGAGUGUUCAUGAAUACGAGUAUUAGUGACAUUUCAGAUAAAAUUUUAGACAAGUAUGGAAUUCAUGUCAUGCCAGAUGACAGAUUUGAGGCAUCGGAAUUGAAGACACUUGUCGUCAAACCUGGCCAUCUAACACAUCAUCAAUUCCAUAGUGAUUAUUGA